Molecule: messenger RNA, 2171 nt
Organism: Cantharellus anzutake
Lineage: Eukaryota; Fungi; Basidiomycota; Agaricomycetes; Cantharellales; Hydnaceae
Product: MFS general substrate transporter
Exons: 13
Coding region: 426-2123 (565 amino acids)
Biological process (GO): transmembrane transport
Molecular function (GO): transmembrane transporter activity
Source: RefSeq, a predicted model, not a curated record
GAGGAAACCGUGCCUCUGUAUACCGACCUCAGUUGUGUACUUACAGGAAGAGCUGUAUUAGUGAAACCCAAAGGCGAACUAGGCACUGGAAGCUUUUGUUAUUUUGUGCAUGCCGUUGGCCACGCAAUUCAUGUGUGGGAACCAAGUUUGGCGAUGGCUUGCGGCUGACAGCCACCUCACAUCCCAAAGACAUACUAUCUUGCAUACUCUCGCAAGCCGCCACCGACUGUCUCAACGUAUUCGAUGGCCUGGGGUAGUUACAUGGCUCGGUCUCUAGAAUCGGAAUUAAACACCACCAUAAGGCAGGCCUACCGGACCUAGCGUCCCCUAGAGGUUCAUAAGCGUUACCCUCCAAGGCACCAAAGGCACCCCUCAUCCACGAACGGUUCUUCUGCUCCUUCCGGUUGUUGAACGUUUGGCCCAGGAUGUCGAACCUUGACAGCAUUCCAGAAGACUACCAGGAAAAGUGGGGCCAUCCGACCCCAAAGCGGACGCCCGUUGUCAUACGGAGAUACUCCUCCGAGACGGGAAGGACUCUGAGCAGGACAACAAGCAAUGCAAGGUCGGUGGUCUCAGUGGCACUUUCAAGAAUAGCCACCACCAUGGAUGAACAUAUUGAUGAAGAGGACUCCAAUCUCGUCAACUGGGACGGCCCCAAUGAUCCUGCGAAUCCCAAGAAUUGGAACCCGAGAUAUAAACAGUUCUUGACGGCACUCACUGGCCUACUUACUAUCAACGUGACGCUCUGCUCGUCUGCACCAGCAGCUUCAGUUUUUUCUCUCUCCAGACGAUUUGGAAUCAGCCUCGUGGCCAGUCAGUUGAUCACAUCCCUCUUUCUUCUUGGCUUUGCCAUCGGACCCAUCAUUUGGGGAACGACUUCAGAGAUGUAUGGACGUCGGAUUGUUUUCAUCAUCUCCUUCUCUGGCUUUACCCUAUUCAUCAUCGGUCAAGCAUUGGCUGACAAUACCGCAACGCUCUUCAUUACCCGAUUUUUGAGUGGGCUAUUUGCCGCUGCCCCAUUGUCCAAUGGAGGAGGUGUCGUGAGUGACUUGUGGGGGCCCGUGGAAAGAGGAAAAGGAGUAGGUAUUUACGCAACGUCUGUAUUCGUUGGGUCCGUGCUUGGUCCUGUGAUUGGGGGCUACCUGGUCCAGAGCGGGCAUCAAGGGUGGCGUUGGUUGUUUUGGUGCCUGUUUGGAUUUUCCUUUGUCUGCUGGGUUUUAUGCACCGCUUUUCUUCCGGAGACAUUCGCACCUGUCCUUCUCACUCGAAAAGCUCGAAGAUUACGAAAGGAGGAUCCGGUAAAGAAUAAGGACUUGUAUACCGCUCAUGAAGGGGCUGAUUGGAGUUUCCGGGGUAUCGCCCAGCGUGCAAUUAUUCGCCCUUUCGUCAUCAUGGCUUUGGAGCCUAUCUUGAUCCUGCUUACACUUUACUCGAGCUUGAUCUAUGGAAUUCUGUUUGGGUUAUUCGAGCUGUUCCCAAUCAUUUGGGGAGAACGUCGCGGGUUCGAUAUCGGGAACACAGGACUUAUCUUCCUUGGUAUAGGGAUAGGCACCACUCUCGGUGGCUUCAUUAACGUACCUUUGCAAAGGAAAUUUGUUCAUCUCGCGCCCUUAUGGCAAGGCUUCCCUCCACCAGAGGAACGUCUUGACGCUGCAAUUAUCGGCGGACCUUUGUUGGUUAUUGGAAUCUUUUGGUUGGGAUGGACAGGAGAGUACUCCUCCAUCCCGUGGUAUGUUCCAGCUCUGUCGACGAUCCCUAUUGGGAUGGCGAUCAACUUGAGUUUCGUCAGCUUAUUGGGUUACAUUAUUGAUACCUACCUCAUUUACGCGGCGUCUGCGUUGGGUGCGAAUGCAUUUUUCCGUGCUAUGACUGCAUUUGCGUUUCCCCUCUUCACACCCCAGAUGGUUCACCACAUGGGAAUUCAGUGGUCAUGUACGCUUCUUGGCUGUUUCUCCCUCCUCCUCGCGCCAAUUCCGUGGCUCUUCCUCAAAUAUGGGCCGCAAAUUCGUGCACGCUCCAAGUGGUCCCCCAAUCCUGACCUGAAAAUCCGAGAGGCGCUUGAAGGUGCUGGCCUAUUGUCGAUGCAGAGCCCCAGGACGAGUACAGCAAGCUCGAAAGUUUGAUCCUUGUUCUUGGUUUCUUUCUAAUUACGUUUCCACUCAAUGAUCUGG